CUUUCUGCAUGUGAGAGACACUUGGAUAUAUGGUGGACAAUGGAAGGGAACAAUGACAGUGACAGGCAUCGUUACAGUAUAAAAGAGGAGAGGAGAAAGUUCUCAAGCUUUGCUGUAUAUCCCGGGAUGAGCGGGGUGUGUGAGGAUGUGAGUGCCAGUGUGUGGAUGCUGGACUCGGACUGUUUUCUCACUUGACUCUUGAUAAGUAGCUUUUAAGAUGAACCUGGCUCCAUCCUGGCACCUCUCACUGCUCCUCCUGAGUGUUCUAACAGGUGUGUACGGGAAGAGAAUCAUCGGGGGUGCAGAGGUGAACCCAUACUCCAUCAAGUAUCAGGCCUCCCUCCUGUUCAUGAACCAUCACUUCUGUGGAGGCACCCUCAUCCACCCGCAGUGGGUGGUGUCUGCUGCCCACUGCUGGAGACCGAGGCACCUGAUCCAGGUGGUCCUGAGUGAGCACAGCAUCUACAAGCUGGAGGGCUUUGAGCAGAGGUUCGAUGUCUCCUUAGUCAUCAGGCACUACCAGUACCAACACUGGACGUUUGACAAUGAUAUCAUGCUGAUAAAGUUGGACCGUCCAGCUAUCAUCAAUGCCAUGGUCGAGCCAGCCUCUUUGCCAGACCCAGACUCACCGCCUUUGGCCAACCUUGCCCAGUGCACAGUCAGCGGCUGGGGUGUGACCUGGCUCAACAGCUACAGCCUGUCACCUAUGCUGAGGUCCGUGGAUGUGAACAUCUUUGACAACUGCAGGCAAUACUACUACUUCAGGGUAACAGACAACAUGGUCUGUGCUGGCUCUCGCUUUGGUGGGAAAGACUCCUGUCAGGGUGACUCAGGAGGACCUCUUGUCUGUAACGGUAAACUUGAGGGCAUUGUAUCCUGGGGCAUCGGCUGUGCUUAUGCUUACUACCCUGGCGUCUACACUAAGGUCAGAAACUACCUCGCAUGGAUCAAUUGGGUCAUCCAGAACAGAUAAUGAGACUCUUAAUGACAAACUCACCUAAAACUCUAUUGUGAUGACGAUUGGAAUGGAUCCUUGUUGACCCUGAGGUCCUAUUUUGGGUUGUCUUCUAUCCAGUAGUUUCAUAUAAACAUGAAUAUAUUUGCUAAGAAGAAAUAAAUACACCCCAAAACACAAGCAGGCAAAAAUACACAGUGAAGUCGCUUUUAAAAAAGGGUUAUCUUGAAAUAAAAGUCUGAGAUAUACUACCACAACUAAAUGCACUUUGUAUUUUGUAGUUAUUCUACUGUGUUUGUAGUGUUUUUAAGAAAUCAUAGAAAACCAUGUCACUCAUUUUGGGAAUCACUUCAGGGAUCAUUUUGCUCUUUAAAGUUCCCAUUUCUCCACUGACUCAGAGCUCAAAGAGAAGCUGGACUUAACAAUAAAGAGACAUAUUUUCUCAAA
This is a messenger RNA of Epinephelus lanceolatus (giant grouper), 1402 nucleotides long. Its product is annotated as serine protease 1-like. The record is from RefSeq and is a predicted model, not a curated record. Gene Ontology annotation, biological process: proteolysis. Gene Ontology annotation, molecular function: serine-type endopeptidase activity. NCBI's taxonomy places the organism in Eukaryota, Metazoa, Chordata, Actinopteri, Perciformes, Serranidae.